This is a messenger RNA of Brassica rapa (field mustard), 3585 nucleotides long. RefSeq names its product DNA repair protein RAD5B. Gene Ontology annotation, biological process: DNA repair. Gene Ontology annotation, molecular function: ATP binding; zinc ion binding; hydrolase activity, acting on acid anhydrides, in phosphorus-containing anhydrides. Gene Ontology annotation, cellular component: nucleus. The record is from RefSeq and is a predicted model, not a curated record. NCBI's taxonomy places the organism in Eukaryota, Viridiplantae, Streptophyta, Magnoliopsida, Brassicales, Brassicaceae.
CCCUCCACUCUCCUCACCACUCACCACUUCUUCAUCUCUCCUCUCGUUUGCUCAAAUGGAGAUGCGGAGAACCGAACACGAAGCAGCUGUUUCACGUUCAGACGAUUGUAAGAUCGUUGCCGAUACUCCUCCCGAUGAAUCCUAUGUGGUCCUCAGGACAUCCACUGGAGUCCGAAUCUCUUCUCAAUUAAACGAUGAAUCCAAGUCGGUUCUUUCCGAUGCUAUGCCGGUGAAAGCCGAGGAGGUAACCGGUGACGGUUCUGUUACUCUUGGUGAUGAUGUAGAAUCUGAAUCUUUAGAGUUCCGUGUUAAGGAGGAACCUGAUUUGGAUUUUGAGACUCAAGAAGAAGCAAUGAUGAUUGAUGAUACUGUAGAGAAGCCUAUGGUGGUUGUUGAAGCUGUUUCAAGAGGCUCUGGCAACGAGUGUUUGGAUGUGGAAUCAGAUUCUACUCAUGUGAAGAUGGAAGUGAGAGAAGAGAAGCCUGUGUAUGUGAAGAAGGUUAAUACACAGGAGGUUGAUGCAAGAAAGGCGAAAGUAGAAGAUGGUGAUUUCCCGGUGGAGAGAGACUGGUACUUGGUUGGGAGGUCUCUUGUCACCGCGACUUCCACUAGUAAAGGAAGGAGACUCGAAGAUAACGAAGUUGUGAAUUUCGCAUUUCCCUCUACUCUCAAUUUGAAAGUUCCAAACAUUGUUCGCUUCUCUACCAAAAGAUGUGGAGAGAUUGGUAGGCUUCCAAUGGAAUGGUCGAACUGGGCUGUUAGUCUUUUGAGAUCUGGUAAAGUCAAAAUGCUAGGCAGAUGUGUAGCUGCGCCACCCUUUCUCCAAAUGAUGCAAGAUAUUAUGCUAUAUGUCAGUUUCUACAUUCACAGCUCCAUAUUCACUGAUGUUAGCAAAUCCACUUGGCGGAUUGGUUCUUCACCUAACAUCGAGUCCACGCUUCAUCCUCUUCUUCAGCUUUUCAGACACUUGACAAUCAAACCCUACCAAAAGGCACGUACCAAACUUUCAUGUUCCAUUACUUUUUUUUUUUGGUUUCUGUUUCUCAUUUUGUAUAUCUUCAAGCAGGCUGAGUUUACUCCUCAGGAACUUGACUCUCGCAAACGCUCCCUCAACUUGGAGAAUGACUCGGACGAGAGAGCAGCAUUGUUGGCCAUAGCGAAAAGAAGAAAAGGUGCUCCACUGUAUCUUGAGCACAACAACAAAGAUGAAGAAGAUGCUCCUGACUCAUAUAUGAAUCGUGUCGUUGGCGCUGCAGAUUCAUAUAACCUGGAGGAAAUGGAAGCUCCAAGUAAGCUCACCUGCAACCUGAGACCAUACCAGAAACAAGCACUCUACUGGAUGUCAGAGUCUGAAAAAGGAAUUGAUGUUGAUAAAGCAGCUGAAACUCUCCAUCCUUGCUGGGAGGCUUAUCGAAUCUGUGACGAGUAUGUGCUUACAACAAACUGUGCAUUUGUUCAAGUUAAUUCAUCUAUAAUAACUAACGUUGAUUUGUAUGUGAUUAUAUUAAGGAGGGCGCCUUCAAUUUAUGUGAACAUCUUCAGCGGUGAAGCAACAAUCCAGUUUCCAACAGCUACACAGAUGGCAAGAGGCGGAAUAUUGGCAGAUGCCAUGGGACUUGGAAAAACUGUGAUGACGAUUGCACUGAUACUUGCACGGCCAGGCCGAGGUAACCCAGAAAUUGAAGAUGACUUGGCGGCAGAUGUUAAUGGAGAUAAAACUAAGAGGAAUGAGAGUCAUAAAGCACUAACGUGUGUGAAGGCCAAAGGAGGCACUCUUAUUGUUUGCCCCAUGGCAUUGCUAAGCCAAUGGAAGGUGAAUUGCAGCUGUUUAUUCUUGGUUUUUAUAUUUUUUUUCAGAAAAGUCUCAUGGAUUGUUUUCACUUUGUUCCAGGACGAGCUUGAGACUCAUUCAAUGCCUGACACUGUGUCUGUGUUAAGUUACUACGGAGGGGAUAGGACGCAGGACGCAAAAGCUAUAGCGAGUCAUGAUGUGGUCUUGACAACUUAUGGUGUCUUAACCUCUGCUUACAAGCAAGAUAUGGCGAACAGUAUUUUCCACAGAAUUGAUUGGUACAGGAUUGUUCUUGAUGAAGCUCACACUAUCAAAUCAUGGAAAACACAAGCUGCUAAAGCUACAUUUGAGUUGUCUUCCCACUGCAGAUGGUGUCUGACAGGGACUCCCUUACAAAACAAGCUUGAAGAUCUUUACAGUCUUCUAUGCUUCCUUCAUGUCGAACCAUGGUGCAAUUGGGCUUGGUGGAAUAAGUUGAUUCAGAAGCCAUAUGAAAAUGGUGAUCCACGAGGACUAAAGCUAAUCAAGGCGAUUUUGAGGCCAUUGAUGCUGAGAAGAACAAAGGAGACAAGGGACAAAGAAGGAAGUCUAAUUCUUGAACUUCCUCCAACCGAUGUUAAAGUCAUUGAAUGUGAACAGUCUGAAGGAGAACGUGACUUCUAUACUGCCCUUUUCAAGAGAUCUAAAGUCCAGUUUGACCAGUUUGUGGCACAAGGAAGAGUUCUUCACAACUAUGCAAACAUCCUUGAGCUCCUCCUCCGUCUACGCCAAUGUUGCAACCACCCUUUUCUAGUUAUGAGCCGGGCAGAUUCACAACAGUACGCUGACUUAGACAGCCUCGCAAGGAGAUUUCUUGACAACAAUCCUGACUCAGUUUCUCAAAGAGCUCCAUCUCGGGCCUACAUCGAAGAAGUUAUCCAAGACAUACGUGAUGGCAACAGCAAAGAGUGCCCAAUAUGUCUGGAGUCUGCAGAUGAUCCCAUUCUCACACCUUGUGCUCACAGAAUGUGCCGUGAAUGUCUCCUUACUAGCUGGCGCUCUACUUCUUGUGGUCUAUGCCCAAUCUGCAGGACUGUACUGAAGAAAACUGAGCUCAUCUCAUGCCCAACGGAGAGUAUAUUCCGCGUUGAUGUUGUAAAGAACUGGAAGGAGUCUUCAAAGGUCUCAGAGCUUAUAAAAUGCUUAGAGAAGAUUCGGAUGUCUGGUACGGGAGAGAAGAGCAUUGUGUUUAGCCAGUGGACUUCGUUUUUGGAUCUCCUGGAGAUUCCUUUGAGAAGAAGAGGAAUUGAGUUUCUUAGAUUCGAUGGGAAGCUUGCACAGAAGGCGAGAGAAAAGGUCUUAAAGGAGUUCAAUGAAACCAAACAGAAAACAGUUCUGCUUAUGUCUCUGAAAGCUGGAGGAGUUGGUCUGAAUCUGACCGCAGCUUCAAACGUUUUCUUAAUGGAUCCAUGGUGGAAUCCGGCGGUGGAAGAGCAAGCAAUCAUGAGAAUUCAUCGCAUAGGGCAGAAAAGAACUGUAUGCGUCAGAAGAUUCAUUGUCAAGGAUACAGUAGAGGAACGGAUGCAGCAAGUUCAGGCGAGGAAGCAGCGGAUGAUUGCUGGAGCUUUGACUGACGAAGAAGUCCGGUCGGCCAGACUUGAGGAGCUUAAAAUGUUGUUCCGAUGAGAAAUGAUAGAAAGACUUUUUAUUUACUUUAGUAAUGAGUUAUGCCUUUUAUUCCAUUUUAAACUGUUUUGUAAAUAGCAGUAGAAAUUGCAACGGUCCGUAGUGAGUUUGAUAUUUCCAUUCUCUUA